This is a messenger RNA of Myxocyprinus asiaticus (Chinese sucker), 1748 nucleotides long. RefSeq names its product FEZ family zinc finger 1 (gene fezf1). The record is from RefSeq and is a predicted model, not a curated record. Bases 1 to 1293 code for a protein of 430 amino acids. The transcript is spliced from 4 exons. NCBI's taxonomy places the organism in Eukaryota, Metazoa, Chordata, Actinopteri, Cypriniformes, Catostomidae. Gene Ontology annotation, cellular component: nucleus.
AUGGACAGCGCGCUGUACCACUCAGCAGGUAUAUUUGGCGCCCCUUCGGCUUCGGGAAGUUUAACGACUGGAGGAAGCAUGAUCACCAGCUCCAAGCCUCUCGCUUUUUCGAUCGAAAGGAUUAUGGCCAGGACGCCCGAGCCAAAGUCAAUACCGUUCCCGAACUUGUUUCACGCUCCCGUGGGGAAAGCGGACCCCAAGCAGCCUCCCGCUCCGCUGCACUGCAUGAUCCCCCUCAUGCCGCUCGCCUGCGAGCCGUCUCAUAAACUUCACAUCAAUGGAAUAGACGCCAAUCACUCCGAUGCUUUUUCAAACAGUACGAACGAAUUGGUGAAUUAUAAAAACGAGCAGCAAAAUGCGACACCCGCCAUCGGACAAUACAAACUCUUUCGCCCACGUGUAGUGAACCAGUCCUCGUUCCACGCGAUGGGCGCCGCUGUGUGUUACCUGAACUGCGGGGAAAGUGCGUGUCCGCCUCACGCGGGUCUGGUCAACUUUCACCCCAUGGCUUCGUAUCUUCUCAACAGCCCUCUGCAUGCGCGUCAGAAGAGCCUCUUUUCCACCGACAAAAGUAAAGCGGGCAACGCUGCGGACAGGUUUCCUCAGAACGUGACUUUCAAGGAACUUUCUCAGACUCAUCUGCACCAUUACAUGAAGGAGAGUGCGCAGAUCCUGUCGGAGAAAUUGUUCAAGAACUCAGCGAAAUUAAGCAGCGGCUCUCCUCAAACCAAACCAAAAGUGUUCACCUGUGAAGUUUGUGGCAAGGUAUUCAACGCACACUAUAAUUUAACGCGACACAUGCCGGUUCACACGGGCGCCAGGCCGUUCGUGUGCAAAGUAUGCGGCAAAGGAUUCAGACAAGCGAGUACUCUCUGUCGCCAUAAAAUCAUCCACACUCAGGAAAAACCGCAUAAAUGCAACCAAUGUGGCAAAGCUUUCAACAGAAGUUCAACUCUUAACACCCAUACACGAAUUCAUGCGGGAUACAAACCUUUUAUUUGUGAAUUCUGUGGCAAAGGAUUUCACCAGAAAGGUAACUACAAGAACCACAAACUGACUCACAGCGGAGAAAAACAGUUCAAGUGCAAUAUCUGCAACAAAGCCUUCCAUCAGGUGUACAACCUCACAUUUCACAUGCACACGCACAAUGACAAGAAGCCUUUCACGUGUCCAACAUGCGGCAAGGGUUUCUGCAGGAACUUUGACCUUAAAAAACAUAUUAGGAAACUGCACGACAUUUCCCUAGCACCCCGCUCUCCAUCAACGCCAACUGGAAAUCUGGAGGGUCAGUAAAACACCUACAUCCCCUGUGUUAGGUUAAUCCAUAAUAAUAAUCCAAAUCUAAUCGCGCAUGCAACCUUUUAUUUUUUUAAAUGUAUUUUUUAUUAUUAUUUUUAUGAUUUUAAGCGACCGAAUAUUUUGGUCUACCAUCAUUGUUGAAGCUUGUUUGUGAAUGGUAGAUUAUGAUUACAUAAUUAUUUUUACUCUCAGGAAACGACAGUUUUAUUUAUUUGAAACGGUACUUGUUGUCAUUAACUUAAAGAGAGUAAUUGAAACACGCAUAUGUAACACUGAUUCUUGUGACCACUGUGUAUUUUACCCCCAUUUUAUACGUUUAUUAUUUAUACAGUUCUUUGUAUUAGCUAUAUACUGUUUGACAAUUGUAAACGUUUUGUUAAAUCAAUGUGAAUAUAUAUGCAAGGUUUUGUUGAAUAUUUCCAAUGACAUCUGGUCUGUCAAAAAGAUUA